Molecule: messenger RNA, 1326 nt
Organism: Pedinophyceae sp. YPF-701
Lineage: Eukaryota; Viridiplantae; Chlorophyta; Pedinophyceae
Source: the annotation of a GenBank genome assembly
AUGUCUACCACGUCUUCGGCGGGGCGCGCGGCGCCCGCGUGGGACUUGAAGGGGCCGCUGCGAUUCACGCUCUCCACGCUCAACCUGCGCAGCGUCAUGGACAGAUGGUCGGAACGGCGGCCCUUGCUGCGCGACACGGUGCGCCGGACAAACGCCCACGUCCACUGCUUCCAAGAGGUUCUCACGGCGUCGUUCGGACAGGACACGCACCUUCUCGGGCACGGAUUCAGCUCGCACGGUUGCACCGCAGCUCUGGACAACGUGCGCGCCAUGGGAAGAGUGGGCGCGUGCUACGCGUGGGUCGUGGACCGCUGUGCGAGCUUCCCGCCCACCCGCUCCAUCAUGCAUGCUCUCCCCGGCGCCGUGGAGUCGGCGCGCGAGCGCUGGGGCUGCGGGGGCUCCUUCAUGACGCUCCUCAAGGACCUCACCGUCCUCCCGUUCUACGGGAACUCGAUCUGCACGCGCCAGAGCGCCGCGCACGUCCACCGCCACGAAGUGCUGCGUCUCGGUCGCUUCCGGUCUGCGCAACGGGCGCUCGUGGUCGUGGACGGUGCCGCCGUCGUGGCCGCGGACAGCGCGCACAGCAGCGCCGCCGCGCGCCGGUCCGGCGGCGCAGGGAACAGUAGCGGGCGCGAGGGCGCGCGGGCGGCGACGGCGGCCCCGCGGCAGCCGUCGGCGACGCGCGAGGAAAGCGGGGAGGCGCGGCGGGGGAGCGGCGCGUCCGCGGACGCGGACGGGCGGCACAGCGGGCAAGUGGCGGUGUGGGUGGUGAACGCGCACUUGGAUCAUGAGAACGAGCGAUACCGGGAGCGGCAGGCCGCGAAGGUGCUGCGGUGGAUGGAGGGCGUCGAGGACGAGGCGGCGGGGGUCGUGAUCGCAGGGGACUUCAACGCGCGGCCCACCGAGGCCAUGCACAAGCUGCUGCUCAGGAACGGGUACCGGUCGGCGUACGCGGCGCGGCAUGGGAAGGAGCCGGAGCGGACGUGGCCGUCGGGCAUCCGCGCGCCGCUGGCUGACACAGGGGACCCGGAGUGUGUGGACUACAUCUACUACCGCCCCUGUCAGGGGUACGCCGUGCGCGUGACGGACGCGGAGCUCACGGGGACGGAGCACGACCGCGCCGACGACGGGCUGUACCCGACGGACCACUACGGCAUCGUAGCGAAGCUGGAGGUGUCUCCCCUGCGCGGGUUUGCACAGGGCGCGCUGGCGGACGUGACGGAGCGCGUGCGGGCCAUGGUCGGCCAGCGCGGGGGGUUCUCCGAGGAGGUCGUCGUGGACGUGCCGGAGGACGCGGCGGGCGCGAGCGGGGGCGGCGGGCAGUGA